Molecule: messenger RNA, 2188 nt
Organism: Thermothelomyces thermophilus ATCC 42464
Lineage: Eukaryota; Fungi; Ascomycota; Sordariomycetes; Sordariales; Chaetomiaceae
Exons: 5
Coding region: 119-1303 (394 amino acids)
Biological process (GO): RNA methylation
Cellular component (GO): mitochondrion
Molecular function (GO): rRNA (uridine-2'-O-ribose)-methyltransferase activity
Source: RefSeq, a predicted model, not a curated record
ACCCGUUCAGUUAUCCGGCUCAAAACCUCACCAACUCCAUCUUGACCUGAGCUUCAAAAGCGAUAUCCUGAAUCUUCGUCUCAUGAGUUAGCCGAAACCGAAAAACACAAUCGCACUUAUGCAGGCGCCAUGGACUUGGACGCCAUCCCGCCUGGCUGUUCGCGGCACCAGAGUCUCACGUUCAUUGCAACAAUGCGCAUUCUCCUCCUCUAGCCCACGCGCCUUCGCGCGCUGCUCGGCGCGCUCACUCGCCUCGUCGACACAACGCGCAAGACAUAGACGAGCAACAUCAUCAUUGGGGUCACCCCAACAGCCGGCACGCUCACAGCCGCCCCUGACUCCCACCCCAGUCCCAAGCCAAACCCGCCUCGCCUCCUCCUCGGCCUCGUCCCGCUGGAAGCUCCGCCAGGGCUCCGACCCCUUCGCCCGCGCCGCCCGCGUGCAGGGGCUCAAGUCGCGGGCCGCCUUCAAGCUGCUCGAGCUGGACGCAAAGUACCACCUCUUCCGGCGCGGCCGGGGCCAGGUGGUGGUCGACCUCGGCUACGCGCCGGGGAGCUGGUCGCAGGUGGCCGUCGACCGCACCGCGCCCAACGGCACCGUCGUCGGCAUCGACAUCAUCCCCGCCCAGCCACCCCGCGGGGUGAGCACGAUCCAGGGCAACUUCCUGAGCCCCGGCGUGCGGGACAUGGUCAAGCAGUUCCUCCUGGACGCGGAGAGGAAGAGGAGGGCCGAGAGGGCCGCUGCCGGGAAGGGCAAGAAGGUGGAGGAGGAGGAGGAGGCGGAGCGAGAGGGUGGGGACGAGAACGGGGUGCAGGGCGGAGGGGGCGCUGAAGUGGUGGCUGAUCGCCCGAGUUACAUCGACCUGGAGCGGAUGGCGGCGAAGCAGAGUGAGGCAGAGAGCGGCAACGACUCGGCCCCUCUGUCUUCCUCAUCAACCACGGAAGAAUCAAGAGACCCGGCAAAGAAGGAAGACACGAAGCCGAACCUGCGGUUGGUAGACGUAGUCCUCAGCGACAUGAUGAUGAACACGAGCGGCAUCGCCUUCAAAGACCACGCAGGGAGCAUGGACCUUUGCCGUGCUGCGCUAUCCUUUGCGUCCGAGACGCUCAAGCCCGGCGGCCACUUUGUGUGCAAGUUUUACCAGGGAGCCGAGGACAAGGCUUUCGAGAUGCUCCUGAAAAAGUUGUUUGCCAAAGUCCACCGGGAGAAGCCCGAAUCGUCACGCAGUGAAUCAAGAGAGGCGUUUUUUGUCGCGCUCAAGAGAAAAGGGGAUGUGACAUUGGAGGACAUUGAGGUUCAAUAGAGCCUGGGGUCUGCCUCGCUGGCGAGGAGACUUGGGUUGAGUAAUAUGGGCGAAUAAUAUCAUCCCCGCAGACAUCGCCGCCACUCUGUAACAGAUCAACAUAAAUCAACUCGACCGAGAUAUGCUUGUGUAUAUGUGUUGCCGCGGGGUUCAAUGGCACUGUCAAUUUCGUAGCCGUGGCAUCAGUGGAGUGCCAUCCAGUCAAUUCCUCAUGCCCGUGAAAAAGACAAAAGACUUUUUGUACGUCGUGUCCCAUACGCAGCCAGCACAGCGUGGCAAUCCCAGAAACCAGAUGCCCCCAUAACCAUUGCCAUGCGACGACCAAGAACCCCGCAUCACGCCCCAAACUCCAAAGGGUAUCCGUAUCCACCGCUUUAGACCUUGAAGCCACGCGACCUUCUGCGACCACGAGCACGCUCGAACUUGCGGCCCUUGGAGCGGACAUACGGCUUCUGUUUCGAGGAGUCAGUGCCGUCCAGGCUACCCUUGAUGGGGUACGUAAGCGGCCUACCUUGUGCUUGUGGGGACCGAAGCCGAAGUGCUUGACAGCCUCGCGGGCGUUCUUGGGGCCGCGGAGCAGGAGGGUGUUGGCGCCAGUGGGCUUCUCGAGCGCCAGCUGGUCGAGGGUAAGGACCUGGCCGCCGGCCGCGGUGAUGCGGGCACGGGCGGUGGCGGUGACGCGGAGAGCGGCAACCGUCAUCUUGGGGACGGUCAGGAGGCGGUUGUCAUCGGUGACGGUGCCGACGACAACAACCGUCUUGUUCUCGUUGCCGUUCUUGAGGUUCCUCGCGAUGCGGGACAGCGAGAUGGGCGGGCGGUUGAUGCGGCUCAUGAACAGGCGGCGCAGGACCACCUUGUUGAAGGGCGCAUCAGUGCGGCCUGUGA